Messenger RNA from Strigops habroptila (Kakapo), 9325 nucleotides. RefSeq names its product ribosomal modification protein rimK like family member B (gene RIMKLB). The record is from RefSeq and is a predicted model, not a curated record. Gene Ontology annotation, cellular component: cytoplasm. The coding region runs from base 1090 to 2250 and encodes 386 amino acids. NCBI's taxonomy places the organism in Eukaryota, Metazoa, Chordata, Aves, Psittaciformes, Psittacidae. Gene Ontology annotation, molecular function: metal ion binding; ATP binding; ligase activity, forming carbon-nitrogen bonds. Gene Ontology annotation, biological process: protein modification process. The transcript has 10 exons.
GCGGGAGCGAGCGCGGGAGGAGGCGGCCGUGCCCGCGCUGUGGCUGGAGCGGCGGCCGCGGGGGGCGGGGGUCUCGGUGCAGGGAACAGCCGUCCUCCUCGCCUCAGCUGCGGGGAGGAGGGACGCGGAGGGAGGGGGGUGCGAGCGGAGCGUCGUGUGGCGUCGCCCGCUCCCCUUUAGGACCGCGCCGCCGAGCGACCGCCGCCGGCGGGGAGGAAGGGGCGAGUCUCUCCGGAGCCUUCUUCGCCCCGUGGCUUCCCUUCCUAGGCCCGGUGCCGGCGGGAAGGGGAGGGGGGCGCCGGCGGGGCGCGCGGGUCCCCUCAGUGUCGGGCUCGGCGGUGCCCGGGGCGGGUGAGAUGUCGGGCUGAGCGGGUGCGAGCCCGGGGGUGGGGUCCGCCGUGCCCGGGGAGGGGGCAGGCGGGAAGGAGUGUGUGUGUGUGGGGGGGGGUUGGGACCGUCCUCUCAGCCGUCCCGCCCCGCCGCCGCGCUGCGCCCAUGGUGAUUGUGCAUCCCGGCGCCUUCCCGCCGCCCCGCGCGGGCCGGACUGCCGGGGCGCCCAGGUGUUUGUGACUUCAGAGUCAUUUAGGGUUCAGUUCUGAGCAAGUAGAGACACGAGGAUUCAGUUUAUUUUACAUAGAAAGCUACAGCGCUUCACCAGUACACUCUUGCCUCCUUCCCAUCUCUCUUCCCCCGCAGGGGAAGCCAAUUUGGGAAUUAAUUUAACAGUCAUCUACUCGCCCUUUCCCCCCCUCCGAAAUCUGCCUUGUUCCCCAAGGCAUCCUCUAUACGUUGCCUGUUAUAGGACUUUGGUUGCUGUGGGAGCUUCAGUAGUACCCUUCCCUCCGGAGCACAGAGAGGCAUCCAGAAGACUUCCCUGCCACCCUUUGUGGUUAGUAGAGGAUCCAGGGAAAGGGGUACCUACCAGGACACGUGACCUCGUGAAGGGAGCCAGAACUGAAGCAGCACUUGGCAAGCUGAAGGAAGCAAGCUCCCAUCUUUGGUGUCCUUUUCGUCUUCCACUCUUUUUCAUCACCCAAUUUCUGAAGUUCCAUUGAAAGGAGACCUUGAAGGUUGCAAGACAACUCCAAGAUGUGCAGUUCGGUUGCUCCCAGGCUGUGGUUCUUAACAGACCGUCGCAUCAGAGAAGAUUACCCUCAGCAGGAGAUCCUGAGAGCACUGAAGGCCAAGUGCUGUGAAGAGGAGCUAGAUUUCCGGGCCUUGGUGAUGGAUGAAGUGGUGCUGACCAUUGAGGAUGGAAAUCUUGGUCUCCGAGUGAAUGGUGAGCUCAUUACUGCUUACCCACAGGUGGUGGUUGUGCGUGUACCAACACCUUGGGUCCAGAGUGACAGCGAUAUCACAGUCCUUCGCCACCUAGAGAAGAUGGGCUGUCGAUUGAUGAAUCGUCCCCAGGCUAUCCUCAACUGUGUCAACAAGUUCUGGACAUUUCAGGAACUUGCUGGUCAUGGUGUGCCUCUUCCAGACACUUUCUCAUAUGGUGGUCAUGAGAAUUUUGCCAAAAUGAUCGAUGAGGCGGAAGUGCUGGAGUUCCCUAUGGUGGUGAAGAACACGCGGGGUCACCGAGGUAAAGCUGUGUUCCUGGCACGAGACAAGCACCAUUUGGCAGACCUAAGCCACUUGAUCCGUCACGAUGCCCCUUACUUAUUUCAAAAAUAUGUGAAAGAGUCCCAUGGCAAGGAUGUACGUGUCAUCGUAGUAGGAGGCCGUGUGGUGGGCACCAUGCUCCGCUGCUCAACAGAUGGGAGGAUGCAGAGUAACUGCUCGCUUGGUGGCGUAGGGAUGAUGUGCUCACUGAGUGAACAAGGCAAGCAGUUGGCAGUCCAAGUGUCAAACAUCCUGGGGAUGGACGUAUGUGGCAUUGACCUGCUGAUGAAGGACGACGGUUCAUUCUACGUCUGCGAGGCCAAUGCAAAUGUAGGUUUCAUUGCCUUUGACAAGGCUUGUAAUCUAGAUGUAGCUGGUAUCAUAGCGGACUAUGCCGCUUCUCUCCUUACCCCCGGCCGCUUGACGCGGCGCAUGUCCUUGCUCUCUGUGGUGUCCACGGCAAGCGAGACUAGCGAGCCAGAGCUGGGCCCUCCAGCUAGUGCCGCUGUCGACAAUAUGAGUGCUAGCUCCAGCUCUGUCGACAGUGACCCUGAGACCACGGAGAGAGAGUUGCUCACCAAGCUCCCGGGGGCUCUGUUCAACAUGAACCAGCUAUUAGCCAAUGAGAUCAAACUUCUUGUGGAGUGAUGCCACAUGUAAAUAGAUGACCAACAGAACUCUCUCUUGUACAUUUUAUUUUUAAACCAACUUGCAAUGCUGUUUAUCAGAGAAGCUCAGAGGAGUGAGGAAAGGGGGGGUGGGGUGUCAAUCAAGAGAGCAAGAGUAAAAGGCACAUGUGUUGUGCUCGCUGCCUCUACUGUUUUGCAGAACUUAAAAUUGUGUUCAUUCUUCAGUAUCAGUUUUCUAAUGAAGAUGCUCAGUUCACAACCUAAGUGGGAAUUUUAUUUGGAUGCUGCUUUGGUCCCCAGACGUAUUCAUGCGUGUUCAUAGGACAACACUGAAGCAUGAUUCACACUUGAUUUUCAGAAAGCUGUCUGGCAGCUCUCUAGAAACUUCUGUGAAUUCUUGCACCAGUUAAGUCUCUUCUGCCUUUGUAAGGCUUGAUCCUGUAAGUGGCCGAGUGCCUCAAAUUCUCGGUGUGAGUUGAAGGUGUUAAGUACCAGGUAUUUCAAAGUUCCUGGACACCUCCUGUUCCUACUCCAGUAGAUGGCAGCUGUAAGUUCAGGAUCCUUUGAAAGCUGUCCUUGCAGGAUUUGGCCUUUCAAAUGAUGACGCUGAGAGAAGCGUCAGUUGACUUUAAUGUGAGCUUUCUGUAGAAAUCUCUAAUUUGUGCCAUCUUGGUAUUAAUUGGCAGCUUUGUGUCUAUAUUUCUUUAUAAAGUUUUUCAAGAAGGAUUUUAGUUUUUUCUCAUUUCAAAUCCUGAUUUUGGAGGGUAUGUAGGGGAAUCGGUCAUACUCUAGUUGUGGCAGAAGUGGCACGUUUUAACUAUCUUUGCAUGAUUGGAGGAGAUAAACAGCACUGUAAUGUUUGGUAUACAAAAUAAUGUUUAAUCCAAUGUGAAAAAGAAUUACACUAGUUUAAAGCAAACGUGCAUCGACUUGUAUUUGUUAGUGUUUUAGUCUUUUGGAGAGAGAUCUGCAAUGUUAAUGUUCUGUUUUCUUUAAUACAUGCUAGUCCAACGCUCCCUUCUCUAUGCCUGCAUCUUUAACAGUGGCCAAAGUAAAAACACUGCAGACUAUUUGUUAAGAAAACACUGAGUUAAAGCCUGUACAUUGGUAGGCAUUUUUGUUUGGUUUUAGUUUUUGCCCUAUUUUUUUGGAGGGGGGGGGGGAACAUGGUAAGGUGUAGAGAAGGGAAAAGAUGGUUAAAAGUGAUUAGACAUCUUGAGGUACUUUAGAAUAAAGCUGCAGUUCAUACAGUACUUAACCAGGCUUACUUUUUCCCCACUGAACAUAAAAGCUGAUGUUGGCAGAAAUCCAAAGAGUAUAACUGGGGAGAAAUACCCAAUUCUCUAGCUUUGGGAAAUGUGCAGCAGGUUUAAAAAUUGAAAAGUAAAAAAAUAAUAAAAAAAAAUAAAAAAAAAAAAAAAAUUGCUCAGCCAGAAUUUAAAAAAAAAUAAAAAUAUAACCUAGGUCCACAAAUUGAUGCUGGGCCCUUCCGUGUGUGGUGUGAGUACACACACUUCUGUGUGUGUUUGUGUGUGCAUUUGCUUUGCUUUGUUUCUUUUUUGGCUUUGCUUUUCUUUUGGGUUUUGGCUGUUUAGCUCCUAGUUUUUUUCCAGGCUGCCUGAUUUUCCUUAGUCCUUCUGGCUGUGCAUUUUCUCCUUAGCCUUGAGCUGUUUUGGAAAACAGAUAACCAAAACAGAUACUGAGUCCAUUUUCAAUCCCUAUCUUCCUCUUCCUUUUCCUCCUCUUUUUCCUUCUCCCUUUUCAUUCCUUUUUCAUUCUCGGGGUUCAUAAAGCCCUGGAACUAUAGAUAUAUAUAUAUAUAUGAAAAGAUAAGCCUCUUUUUAAGAAAAACUAAAAAACAAAAAACAAAAAGAAAAAAAAGUAAAAUGUUUACAAUUGAAAAAUAAUCUUGUGAAAAUAGGGUUGGUUUGGAGGGGGGUUGUGUGUGUGCAAUGCUGCUAUUUUCUGGAUACUUUAAUGGAGCAUGUCCCAUGUACCCUCUGAGGCUCUGCACUGCCCACCUCUGUGGCCCUUCCUCACCUCUCUGCUGCUCUGCUGUUUUAUCUUCACUUGGACCUUAAACACUAUUCACGGACACUAUGCAGAGAGUCUUCAAGAGGCAAUAAACAGAACAGUAUUAACCUGCUUUAUGGAGGUUUGAUCAUGCUUCUUUGUACAGUUUGGUUUGUUAUUUUUUUAAUUUUAUUUUAAAAGGAAUGUAAUAAAAUGGCUUUUUUUUUUUUGUAGAAUUAAAUAUUAUUAUUAAAAUCAAGUGAAAGGUUGACUGUUGGUGUUAAGCAGGAGAGUGGACCAGGUGGUCCAGCACCAAAAGGAGCUUCAGCAGUAAAGGUAUUUUCAAAUCUUUCUUCCUGAGCCUUCAAGCACACAGGUUAUACCUGAAGAAUAUAAAGGUCUCUGACUUCCAUGAAGAGUUGCAGAACCACAGAACAUGAAAGAAAUAGAAUUUUCUAGUCACUGAGUGAAGUUUGUCUUCCAGAGGCUCUUCUCCUCUUGCUUGUUUAUCUAAGGGGAAUUCGGGUGGUGGUGUGGUGCUGGGAUUUUUUUGGUUGGGUUUUUUUUUUUUUCCCCCUUGCGAUUUUUCUUUUUAUGAGUAGGUGCCUGCACUCCUUGAGAGGCUGAUAGGGUCAAUUCUUCCCUUUUCAGCUGUGGCAUGCAUUGAGCACGUGUGUAAUAACAGCAGUGAGUAAACACGUGCUAGUUGGUAUAGUGGAACCUCUGUAUUUCUAUCACAGGAAACUUCUUUUGGAAGAAAGAGCAGGUAACUUAACAUUCUGGACUGUUUUUUGAGUCUCCAUAGUAUUUUGUGGCUCACAGGAACUUUACAUUUCUGUCAACCCUUUGGGAUGUCCAGGUUACACCUCUCAGUAGUAAAAUCUGUGAAGUAAAAACUAGAUUUUUUUUUUGAAAGAUCAACAGCGGACUGAGAGGUUUCCAAUUUGGCUCCCUUGGGAUAAGGUGCUCCUCUGUGUUUGGUGCUUCCAUUGCUAGUUCAGAGAUAAGUCCAUAUACAGUGGUCAGGGAGGGAGAUAGGAUUUGAAACAUCAAGUACGUUUGUUUGGACAGUGGGUAUUGAUAAUACAUGAAAACCUUGCUUGAAGGUUCAUUGGUACAAAGGGACACGCUUGUCUUGUGUGUUCACUCCCUACUUAUCCAUUGCUCCUGAAACAGUGAAAUGUAUGGAGUGGGCUGAGGGUGUGAGGGGGGGGAGUCUUGUUUUUCCUUGAAGAAAAAACCCGCCAGAAAAUCUAGCCUGUGGUAACUGGGCAGUGUUUCCCAUUGAAGGUGAACUUUACAGAUGUCAGUUUUAUACCCUGUAUUUCCUUCAGUUCCAUAUGCUGAAAAACACCUGCUAAAUUUUCAUACAGUUGCAGUAACACUACCUCCAUAUGUGGGUUUGGAAGCAUGUGCUGGAAAAAUGGUCAAUGUAGUGCUGGAUUACAAUAGUGCUAAUGCAGCUGAUGGUGAUGCUACUGUUUUUGUAUGUUUUAAUGUUGGAAAGAGCCAGUUAGAAACUCUUUGUUUGCAAGAAUAAGUUUCUUAAACUGCAUCUGAUGAAAUUUUGUUCUUUGUAACACUGGAGAUUUUCUUCUGUUGAAGUUACAAUGUUUAUAAUUGGUGUCUUGCUAUGUCAAUGUACGGAUUGUAUCUUAAACCUUGUAUUUAAUGCUUUAAUGUAUUCUGUAAAAUCUUCUCUUGGAAUGUCAGCGCCUCGUCCAUAACACAGUGUCAAUGCUUGACGCAUAUGUAGACUGUUAAUGUUUUUGGUUUGACCUGAUGAUUGCUCUUGGAGCAUUUUCUCCCACUUGGUGUGCUAUCUUUUGUGUGUGGUACUUACUCAGGAAAUAACCUCUGGAACAUCUGUGUAUGUCAGACGCAAAGGAGAUACUUCUUCAGAUGUUAUGCUGGACUUCAAAAUGCAACAAAUGAAACCAUUGAUGUUUGCUAAAUCUUUUCUCCCCAUUAUUGCAAAAAUCUGUCAGUUAAAUACAGAAGGGACCUUAAGGGCUUAGAGAGACUGAAAACAAAUUGUAUGUACAGGAUCUUUCUCAUGGCUCACUCUUUUUGAGAAGGUUUAUGGGCUUUAUGGCUGGUGUGAGACACACGACCCACUCCUGUUCUCUCUAUGGAACAGUAGGUGCUCGGACAGGUAACUUCUGUUGCUACUGUCUUUUUUUUUUUUUUCUUUUUUUUUUUUUUUCUGUUUUUCUGUUUUUUUUUCACUGUUCUAGGAGUUGCUUUAAGCUGAACACUGCAGGAUUUAUAACCAGAUAUUUGCUGCCUUUUCCUUUGUUUUAUUUCUUUAAGUCUUUCCUAACCUUUGAGGGUAACUUUUGGAGCAUUCUGAUUGUGGAUCUUGGCCUGCUGUUGGAAGCCUCCAGGCCUCUUGUAUUUCCAGUUUGAGUUGAAAAGUUUUUGUUUUGUUUGUUUGCUUAAACUGAUGACACAAACUAGAUGCGCGGACUUUGGGUGAGAUUUGCUGUUGCUCUACUUUGUGUGACUUAUUCUCCUUUUUUUACAGAAAUGUGUUCUAACAGUUCACACUUUGUUACUGUUCUUUGCAAAACUUUUCAGGAGCCAAAAAAAGUCAAACAAUCCAGAGAAAACCUUCCCUUCUCCCCUUUCUGAUGGCGAGAGUGAGAACUUAUGAAAAGUCCUUGAGAAUGUUCCUUCCUAAACUUUUCCCCUCAGUAAUGCAAGCGGGUAAAAUGGUAAAUGCAGCAGUUUGGUGACAUCCAAACCCGACCUGUUGUCAGGUAAAUUGGUUCUUUUCUGCUCUUACUGUAACCUUCAUAAGUUUAACUUGUCUGCCUUCCUUUCAUCCCAUCAGUUCGUUUUGGUGAAGCUUCUGGAGUGAUUUCUUUAACAGUGAUAUUUAGAGAGAAUUCUACAUUUCUUCUUUAUUUCCUCUCCUUAAACAUGUUAAUUUUAAAAAAACUGUCAUUGUCCUUUGCUUUACUCAGGUGAGACAAAAGUGAGUCCCCUCAUAUAAGUAAGUAUAUGUGCAGAAUAGUUUUGUAAUAUGUUCAUUCCACCUCCUCUUUUAUCAAUUCAAGGUAGUUUGCCUCCCAGUGUACUAUUUUAGCUUAGGUUUUUGAAAGAUGGAAUGUAAAAUAUAAGUGCAUCAAUUAGGAGUUGAUUGGUAUGAAGAAAUAGUACUAAGAACAUUUAAUCUAUUAAAAUUCAAUAGAGCAGGAACCUAUGAGGAGGACAGAUGGGAGAACACAUGUGCCAAAGAAAAAGACGGUGGGGCUGAUUAUUUCUCUUUGUGGAGGAUGGGGUGACACAUUUCUCUGUUGCCCUUACUGCUAUAUCCAAGUACUUGUACAUUUUAUACUGUUCUGGCAACUCGCUCCCUUAAUCUCAAAUCACUUAAAAGUGCUAGGAACUUAAUACUUUUUUUACUUUGUUUAAGGAGGAGAAUCUAUAUUUUACUCAGAGGUAAAUAUCAGACAGUUGGAAUACCAAGUGGAAGAAUAUGAGCCUACACUCAGGCUUCCAAGUUUCCUGAUGCAGUGUUUUAUUUCCCAUGACAUCUGUAAAGAAUUAGCACUUGUUUCAGAUUUUUUUUUUGUGUACAUUAAGAACUCUUCUAUAUCAUCAAAUAGUCUGCUUUUCAUAUUCUCAAUUUAUAUUAUCCUGAAACACAGCAAGUUUUAUCAGCAAUACCAUAAAUUGCAGCUUCAAAUUAAAGUGGGAGGAAAUAAUUUUAGAGCCAAAUUUUGCUCUCAGUUACACUGAGAUAACCGUGGAAUCAGUCUGGGAAAGCCAGUGGAGUGAUAACCAAUUGCACUGGUACAAUUGAGUGUAUAAUUUAUGUCUUUAAUUUUACUUGCGAGAUGAUUUUACAGACCUGUUUUACUUAUGUUUCCAAUGCUUUUUCCUUUCAGACAUACCCACUUCUUGCGUCUCAGCACUGGGCAGGCCUAUUCCUUUAUUUGUGUAUAUUUUUGUGAAUCAGCUGCUAUAGGACACGGGUGUAACACUUUCAGGCAUGUGUUGGGUGUCUUUGGGGAAGAGAUUUGUGGGUUUGUAAUAAUGUCUAAAAAAAAAAAGAUAAUUUCCUCAGAUUGUUAACAAAUUGAUGUUGGCUCCCAGUUUUGCAUCUCUUAACCUGAUUUCAUGUUUAUUACAUGAAGGUGUGUUCUUGAAAGACAGAUGGUGCUAGUUCUUUGCAGUGUCUGCAAAUGAUCUGUGGUGGGGAGAGUUGAUAAAAAUUUCAUUCUGCAGAAGUUACUAUCUUAAUAUUUAAUGUUGCUUGAAAGGUAGUUUUACAGAUCAUGCUCUUUCCUCUUUAUGUAGUGGCUUUCAAAGCCUUGUAUUGAUCUUGGUUGUGCCCAGUGCUUUGCCUAGUGUGUGGGGGAAAUGUAGAACUUGAGUAAGCCAUGACAUCUUAGAUGGUGUGGAUGAUGAUUAUGUGCGUGCUGAACAAGAACUUCUUCUAUAUGCCCUUCUGCUGCAACAGAGUAAUAAAACUGGUAGGUGGCAGCAGCAGUAGAAGAAACUCAUGUGACUGACCUGGGAAACCUCCGGUACUGUGAAAAAUGGAUUGCAAAAUCUUAACUGAAGUAAGGGGGACGGAGGAGAGAGGCAGAGUCCCUGAACUGUCCCUUUGAAUGAUGUCCUGUUUAUGGUGGAAGCAGUGAUACUACUGACCUCCCUUGAUGCUUAGUUUAUCUGUGUCAUAAAAUGCUUUAAUUUUGGGAAGAAAGGAACUGGAGAGGUAUGGAGGUAUGGAGGAAAACAGUGCUACAUGGACUAAUCAGGAAGGUGCUGUGAAGCAAAGAGAGAAGACAAAGCAGUAGCUGUGUAUGCAGGAAUGUAAUGCUUGUGAAAGAUGCUGGACCAACAAUUGCAGAGAUUGAACUCCUCUACCCACAGGAAAGGUUUUUCUACACCACAGGAGGUCUUCUCUUGUACAGGGACACUUAUCUCUUGAUACCACCUCCUUCACAAUGAAGAAAGGAUGGACCAGCAGCAAUGUGGAAUGGGGUGAUGUCCACACUUGGGGUUAACAGUCAUAAUAAACACUGUGCUGCUAACAUGGAGAAAUGAAUAAAACAAUUUAAUUCUGA